Molecule: messenger RNA, 1582 nt
Organism: Harmonia axyridis
Lineage: Eukaryota; Metazoa; Arthropoda; Insecta; Coleoptera; Coccinellidae
Gene: AsnRS-m
Product: probable asparagine--tRNA ligase, mitochondrial
Exons: 3
Coding region: 69-1511 (480 amino acids)
Biological process (GO): asparaginyl-tRNA aminoacylation
Cellular component (GO): mitochondrion
Molecular function (GO): asparagine-tRNA ligase activity; ATP binding; nucleic acid binding
Source: RefSeq, a predicted model, not a curated record
UAAUCCUUUUCUUUGACUCAUGUCACUAUAACCUAAGAAAGCUUUACAACAAAAUUUUAGUAUUGCUAAUGAAAAAAAUGGGUUUUCGGCAUAUUUACUCCAAAAUAAAUUUAAAUUUCACUAGAAAUUUCAAAUAUUUUUAUUCUUCACUUGAAAAGUAUGAUAUAGCAAAUCUCCUGAAAGAACCCCAAAUAGGAAAUGAAGUUAUAAUGAAGGGUUGGAUUGCAAAUGUUCGUAAACAGAAACAACACAUUUUUUUAGAUUUGAAUGAUGGCUCCACUUCUGACAGGUUACAAGUUAUUGUACCUUCCUCUUUAGAUUGCAAUAUCAAAGACCUACUUCCUGGAUCAUCAGUCAGAAUGAUGGGAUUUCUGACUUUAUCUCCUAAAGGAAAUGUUGAAGUAUUUGCAAAAGAUCUUAAAGUUCUAUCGAAAUGCAGUACAGAAGAAGGUUAUCCCUUUGCACCCAGAAAACAAUACUCGCCAGAAUAUUUAAGACAAUAUUUUCAUUUGAGAUCUAAAACAAGAAAGUUCUCAUCUCUGUUACGAGUUAGAAGUGCAGCAGCUUUUGCAUUUCACUCAGCAUUUAAAGAUGAGGGUUUUACAAAUGUUCACACACCAAUUUUAACCUCGAAUGAUUGUGAAGGUGCUGGUGAAGCAUUUAAAGUCGUUCCUGAUAAUGAGAAUUUGUUGAAACAAAUGGCAAAACCAAAGAUACCAAGUGAUGAAAUUUUUUUUGACAGGAAAUCAUAUCUAACUGUUUCUGGACAACUGCAUUUAGAGGCCAUUGCAAAUGGACUUGGUAAAGUUUACACAUUUGGUCCGACAUUUAGAGCAGAAAACUCCAAAUCAAGACUGCAUCUGGCUGAAUUUUAUAUGAUAGAAGCUGAAAUUCCAUUUUUACAAGAAAUAAAGCCACUUUUGAAAACAGUAGAAGGUUUGAUAAAAAAAGUAACAAGUCAUUUGUUGGAAAAUAAUCUUGCCGACAUACAUACCUGCCAGGAACUACAGAAAAACGAACUCGAAUGGAUAAAUAAAGAAUUUCCUAUUCUCACUUAUGAUGAAGCGCUUAAAAUUAUUGCGGACUGUUCUUCGGAAUUUCAAGAACCUGUAGAUUUGCAGAAUGGAAUCAAAAAAGAACACGAACUAUUUUUAGUGAAAUAUUUAGGAAACAUACCCACCUUCAUUAUUGAUUGGCCUAAGGAUGAUAAACCUUUCUACAUGAAGGAAAAGAGUGAUGACAACACAAAGGUGUCCGCAUUUGAUUUACUAGCACCAGGAGUUGGAGAAAUUGUGGGAGGCAGUUUACGUGAAGAUGAUCUGGUAAAAUUAAGCGAGAAGAUUCCAGAUAAUGCUAAUUUGAAUUGGUACCUAGAUUUAAGAAAAUACGGUGGGGUACCAACCGGAGGGUUUGGCCUAGGUUUUGAAAGAUUCCUUCAAGCGAUUCUCAAAAUCGAAAAUAUAAAAGAUACAAUACCAUUCCCAAGAUGGCCACAUAAUUGUUCCAUGUGAUUUCAGAGCGUCAAGCUAUUAGAAGUCUUUUCCAGUUGUAUAAAAGUGAAUACAAAAAAAUCGUAAAGAAA